GUCACCGUUAGGCAGCCCUGUCUUCGGUUCUUACGCUUGUAAACUGGUCAGUUCGAUCAUUUUGAGAUUCUUGGUCUUGCAUCUUUGCUUUCACUGCAAAACCCUAAUAUCAAAGUUUGAACUUUAUCCCCACUCCAAUGAGGAUUCUCAUCCGCAGCUCUGAGAGGUUCUUUUUUGGGCAAAUGGGUUAGCAACUUAAUUUUAAGACAUUCGAAACCUGGUGAGGGAAAGCUUCACUCACCUUUUAAGUAUUGGUUUUCUACUUCUUUGGAGUAAAGGGAGCAUCACCAUUCAGCUUUAGUGGUUUCAAUGGAUCCUAUAGAGAUCAGUUCAUCUGAUAGUGACUUUGACUUGGAGACAGAAAAUUCUGGAGAAACAGAUAUAUCAUCUUUCAGGGACUCUGCAAAUUCUAGGGUUCUUCCUCAGUGGGCUGUUACAGAUGGCACAAACUCAAGAAGUACAGGGAAUGGGAAUAUGGAUCUGCAUCAGACUAUUAAUUCUCGAAUUGCUAAUGGUUCUGGUAGAGAAUUUGAGAGACUGUCUUCUCAACAGGCUUUGAAGAGAACUCUUCCACCAUCUAUUCAGCUUUCUAGACUAAGCAUGAAAGCAAAUAAUUCUGUAGAGAAUGUGAGUAGUAGUCAGAUUCGUGAUAUUUACGGAAACUCUUACCAUUUAGCUGGCCCAAGUUUUAACAAUGGCAAGAGCUAUAUGAGAGACCAUUCAAUUGGACGCAAUAAUGAUGAAGUUAUGAUGUAUGAAAACAAUGGGAGUAGGAUCCUUCCUCCAUCUUUAAUGCAUGGAAGGUCUAUUUCUUCCACUCAGUUUUCUGGUUCAAAAGAUCCUGUCUAUCGUCCUGGAAUGAGUGAAGAAAGGGUUGCUGGAAAUGAUGAAAGAUUGAUAUAUCAAGCAGCUGUGGAGGUUCUCAAUCAGCCAAAACUUGAAGUUAAUUUACCUGAUGGUCUUCUUUCUGUUCCUCUUCUAAGACAUCAGAAGAUUGCAUUGUCGUGGAUGCUUCAAAAGGAAAACAGAGGUGGACCAUGCUUGGGUGGAAUCUUGGCUGAUGAUCAGGGCCUUGGUAAAACUGUCUCAAUGAUUGCUCUUAUACAAAUGCAAAGGUCUAAGGAGUCCAAAUCGAAAUCAGAAGAACAUUGCAAUCAUAAAACUGAAACACUGAAUCUGGAUGAUGAUGAUGAUGAUAGUAAUAAUAAUAAUAAUGGUGGGUUAUAUAAGGAAAAGCUGGUUGGAGAAUCUUCUGGUGUUAAUCAUAAAACUGAAAUACUGAAACUUGAUGAUGAUGGUGAUGAUAAUAAUGGUGGGUUGGAUAAAGAAGAGCAGAUUGGAGAAUCUGAAGAAGUUAAGCCAAUUCCUGAAGUGAAUAGUACACGAGCAUCCAGUAAACGGAGGUUAGCAGCUGGUACAUUGGUUGUGUGCCCAGCAAGUGUUUUGCGACAGUGGGCUAGGGAGCUGGAUGAGAAAGUUGCAGAGGAAGCUAAACUUUCUGUUUUAGUUUACCAUGGAGCCACUCGUACCAAAGAUCCUGCUGAAUUGGCCAAAUAUGAUGUGGUUUUGACGACAUAUUCAAUUGUAACUAUUGAAGUUCCUAAGCGACCUUUAGUUGAUGAGAAUGAGGCUGAUGAAAAAACCAGGGAAAGAUAUGGGUUGUCUUCUGAAUUUUCAAUUAACAAGAAGAGAAAAAAGGCAUCUAAUUCUGGUAAGAGGGGGAAAAAGGGUAGAAAAGGAUAUGAUGACUCCUCUAUUGAUUCUGAUUGGGGUCCACUGGCCAGAGUGGGCUGGUCUAGGGUGAUACUGGAUGAAGCUCAAACAAUAAAAAAUCAUCGCACUCAAGUAGCUAGAGCCUGCUGCAGUCUUCGAGCCAAAAGGAGGUGGUGCUUAUCUGGAACACCUAUACAAAAUGCUAUUGAUGAUUUGUACAGCUACUUCAGGUUUCUAAGAUAUGGACCGUAUGAUACAUACAAAUUAUUUUAUGAAGGAAUAAAACUUCGAAUAUCAAGAGAUUCUGUGACUGGCUACAGGAAGCUUCAAGCUGUUCUGCGGGCAAUAAUGUUGCGCCGCACAAAAGCAACAUUGAUUGAUGGAGAGCCUAUAAUUAAGUUGCCACCAAAAUCAAUCCACUUGAGUAAGGUGGACUUUUCAACUGAGGAACGUGCGUUCUAUAUGCAGCUAGAAGCUGACUCACGCUCACAGUUCAAGGCUUAUGCUGCUGCUGGCACAGUGAACCAAAAUUAUGCCAAUAUUCUUUUGAUGCUUCUGCGUCUGCGUCAAGCCUGUGACCACCCACUUCUUGUCAAAGGAUAUAAUUCAGAUUCUGUUGCUAAAGACUCAGUUCAGAUGGUGAAGAGUCUACCCAAGCAAACGCUGAUUAAUCUACUGAAUUACUUGGAAACCUCUCCCAUCUGUAGAGCAUGCAAUGAUCCUCCCGAGGACCCAGUUGUUACCAUAUGUGGUCAUGUUUUCUGCUAUCAAUGUGUCUCUGAAUACCUGACAGGCGAUGAUAAUACAUGCCCUGCAGUUGAAUGUAAAGAACAACUGGGUCAAGAGUUAGUUUUCUCCAAAGCAACUCUUAGGAGUUCUAUUUCAGAUGAUCUUGAAGGGAGUCUCAUGGAUUCCCAGUUCUCUGAAAAGUCAGUUGUUCUACAGAAUGAAUAUAGUUCAUCAAAAAUCAGAGCUGUUAUUGAAAUUCUGCAGUCACAAUGUAAAUUAAGAAGUCCAGAAAGCAAUGGAACUUCUUCAUCUCCUGAGAAGGCCCUCUCAGAAAGUUGUGAUUCUUCUGUCACUGUUGUGAAGCACACAACUGUUUAUUCAAACACACCAGCUGAAGGACCAAUAAAAGCAAUUAUUUUCUCUCAGUGGACUGGUAUGUUGGAUUUGGUUGAGCUGUCUCUGAAACAAUAUUGUAUUCAAUACCGGAGGCUUGAUGGCACGAUGACAUUGGCUGCACGAGACAGGGCUGUCAAAGACUUCAACACUGAUCCAGAGGUAACAGUAAUGCUGAUGUCACUGAAAGCAGGAAAUCUUGGUUUGAAUAUGGUUGCUGCAUGUCAUGUUAUCCUUCUGGAUCUUUGGUGGAAUCCCACUACUGAAGAUCAGGCUGUUGAUCGAGCCCAUAGAAUUGGACAGACACGCCCUGUUACUGUAACUCGGCUCACCAUUAAAGACACAGUUGAAGAUAGAAUAUUAUCUCUCCAGGAAGAAAAGAGAAAAAUGGUUGCUUCUGCUUUUGGUGAAGAUGCAAGUGGGGCUGCAACAACUCGCCUAACAGUAGAAGAGCUUAGAUAUCUAUUUUUGGGGCCACAAAAUCUCCCCUCAGAUAUCCGUUUAUGAUCUAGUGGAUUUUCAGACAUUUGGCUGCCUUCUUCCAGCAUUUAAUCAAAAUUUGCCAGUCCAUCCAGAAUGCAUAAAAAUUGACAUUUUUGAUCAGGAAACUGCACUUACGGUGCCCUUUGAUGCUGUGACUUGGGAGUGAUGCUUGUUGCCAUAUUUGGAUGGUAACUUGUGUGAGACUUGAAGCCCUCGGGUUUUUUUUUUUUUUUUAAUAUUCCCUAACAAAAGCAGAAAUUGCAAAAGUAGGCAGCCUGUAUAUAUUUUAAUUGAUUUUGCGGUAUAUAUCAAGGUUUUAGUUAAUAUACUUGUGUCCUCUUGUUCUUGACCAUAAUACAUAAUGUUGUCAAUCUUAAUGUGUGCUUGUCCAAAACUUUUUCCCCCUACUAAUGGAUUUUAUCUGGCUGGAUAUCAGAGUUCUAG
Molecule: messenger RNA, 3762 nt
Organism: Rubroshorea leprosula
Lineage: Eukaryota; Viridiplantae; Streptophyta; Magnoliopsida; Malvales; Dipterocarpaceae
Source: the annotation of a GenBank genome assembly